UCUUCAUUUAUUGGAGCCAUAGCAGUUGGAGAUUUAGUGAAAAGUACCUUGGGUCCGAAAGGGAUGGAUAAAGUUCUUCAAUCUAUGACUACUGGGGAUAUAAUGGUUACAAACGAUGGAGCAACAAUUCUGAAGAGCAUCGCCCUUGAUAACGCAGCUGCCAAGGUGCUUGUCAACAUAUCUAAAGUUCAGGAUGACGAAGUUGGUGAUGGGACGACUUCUGUCUGUGUGCUUGCGGCAGAAUUGUUGCGCGAAGCAGAAAAACUUGUGAAUCAAAAAAUUCAUCCCCAAACUAUUAUUGAAGGUUACCGUCUUGCCAGUGCAGCAGCAUAUAAAGCAUUGGAAGCUUCUACUAUUGACAAUAGUGCCGAUCCUGAGGCUUUUCGAAAGGAUCUUAUAAAUAUUGCUCGAACAACAUUAAGUUCAAAAGUUUUGUCACAAGAUAAAGAUUACUUUGCGAAGCUUACUGUGGACGCAGUACUGAGACUUAAGGGUAGCACAAAUCUUGAGCACAUUCAAAUUAUCAAGAAAUGUGGCGGGAGACUUUCGGAUUCUUAUCUUGAUGAAGGUUUUAUUUUGGAUAAAAAAAUCGGAGUCAAUCAGCCUAAAAGAAUUGAAAAUGCAAAAAUUUUAAUUGCAAAUACACCAAUGGACACCGACAAAAUCAAAAUAUUUGGUGCACGCGUACGAGUUGAUACUACCGGAAAAUUAGCUGAUCUGGAAAGAGCCGAGAGGGAUAAGAUGAAGGAAAAGGUUGAGAAGAUCAAGGCUCAUGGAAUCAAUUGUUUUGUUAAUCGGCAGUUGAUUUACAACUGGCCUGAGCAGCUUUUUGCUGAUGCUGGCAUUAUAUCGAUCGAGCAUGCAGAUUUUGAUGGUGUUGAAAGAUUGGCUUUGGUGACUGGUAGUGAAAUUGCUUCCACGUUCGAUCAUCCUGAACUUGUGAAGCUAGGACAUUGCGAUCUUAUAGAAGAAAUAAUCAUCGGUGAAGAUAAGUUACUUAAAUUUUCAGGAGUUGCAGCUGGUGAAGCUUGUACAAUUGUAUUGCGAGGCGCUACGAACCAACUUUUGGACGAAGCUGAACGAUCAUUGCAUGAUGCAUUGAGUGUAUUGACACAAACGGUUAAAGAAACGCGUACGGUAUUUGGUGGCGGUUGCUCGGAAAUGAUUAUGGCAAAAGAAGUUGAUGAAUUAGCCGCAAAAACCGCGGGAAAGAAAGCAAUUGCAAUAGAAUCCUUCGCCAAGGCUCUAAGACAGAUCCCCACCAUUUUGGCUGAUAAUGCAGGUUAUGACAGUGCAGAUCUUGUUGCCAGAUUGCGAGCAGCUCAUUAUGAAGGAAAAUCAACAUAUGGAUUAAACAUUGCGGAAAACACAAUUGGAGACAUGAAAGAAAUUGGUGUUACCGAAUCGUAUAAACUUAAGCGUCAAGUAUUACUGAGUGCAUCAGAAGCAACAGAGAUGAUCUUACGCGUUGACGAUAUUAUUCGAUGUGCUCCACG
Molecule: messenger RNA, 1496 nt
Organism: Acaulospora morrowiae
Lineage: Eukaryota; Fungi; Glomeromycota; Glomeromycetes; Diversisporales; Acaulosporaceae
Source: the annotation of a GenBank genome assembly